AGGAGACAACGUUCGAGGCUGGAGUCAAAGUGCAGAUCCACAGCCAGUCUGAGCCACCUUUUGUCCAGGAGCUUGGCUUUGGGGUGGCCCCUGGAUUCCAGACUUUUGUGGCCACCCAGGAGCAAAGGCUGACCUACCUGCCCCCGCCGUGGGGUGAAUGUCGCUCGUCGGAUAUGGGCUUAGACUUCUUUCCCGUUUACAGCAUCACAGCCUGCAGGAUCGACUGCGAGACGCGCUACAUCGUGGAGAACUGCAACUGCAGGAUGGUCCACAUGCCAGGAGAUGCUCCAUUCUGCACCCCAGAGCAGUACAAGGAGUGUGCAGAGCCUGCACUUGGUUUGCUUGCUGAAAAGGACAGCAAUUACUGCAUCUGCAGGACACCCUGCAACCUGACCAGGUACAACAAAGAGCUCUCCAUGGUCAAGAUCCCCAGCAAGACCUCGGCCAAGUACCUGGAGAAGAAGUUCAACAAGUCAGAAAAAUAUAUCUCAGAGAAUAUUCUUGUGCUGGACAUAUUUUUUGAAGCACUCAACUAUGAGACCAUUGAGCAGAAGAAAGCCUAUGAAGUGGCAGCCUUACUUGGUGACAUUGGAGGUCAGAUGGGGCUGUUUAUCGGUGCUAGCAUCCUCACUAUCCUAGAGCUCUUCGAUUAUAUAUACGAGCUGAUCAAGGAGAAAUUAUUAGACCUACUGGGAAAGGAGGAAGAGGAAGGGAGCCAUGACGAGAAUGUGAGCACUUGUGACCCCAUGGCAAACCACUCGGAGCCCAUCAGCCACACUGUGCCCCUGCAGGCCACGCUGGGGACGCUGGAGGAGAUUGCCUGCUGACCCUGACCCACUGCUCCACAGUGCCAACACCUAAGGGAGGAAAACUGCCCGGGAAAGCAGGGACCAAGCUCAGGUUUGCACCAGGG
Acanthisitta chloris (rifleman) is the source of this 913-nucleotide messenger RNA. It is a transcript of the gene ASIC2, whose product is annotated as acid-sensing (proton-gated) ion channel 2. Gene Ontology annotation, cellular component: membrane. NCBI's taxonomy places the organism in Eukaryota, Metazoa, Chordata, Aves, Passeriformes, Acanthisittidae. The record is from RefSeq and is a predicted model, not a curated record. Gene Ontology annotation, biological process: sodium ion transmembrane transport. Gene Ontology annotation, molecular function: ligand-gated sodium channel activity. The annotation marks the transcript as partial. The transcript is spliced from 8 exons.